UGAAAGGUUUGUUUUUUUUUAUUUAAUGUGUUCUUAAUAUUUUUAUUGUGAACCUUCUGUUUAAGAAGCGCUGUCUGACAUGAGGCGUUAGAAUAAGGAAUGCUAGUUUGGGCUUCACUAGGAUUGUGCUGUCGCUUUAAGACGGUAUAAGACGGUGUCUGAUUUCUGAACAGCUGGCCGCGUGGGAUCAUUUAUUUGGAUGAUCCAGUUUGAGGUAAUAAGUUUGGAGGUAACAAGUUUGAGGCUCCCUGGAAUUAUGGGGCCCUGUCAAUGUAAUCCACAAAAAUAAAGAAAUUGAAAAAGCCGAAAAGCAGAAAUCGGAACACACAGAUCAAAGAACAGGAAAUUUCCGGUAUAUACGCACUUUGAAAAUGUUGCACAAACUCGACACCUUUCCCAUGUUUAUAAGCUAUAUUUAUUUUAACAAAGUAUAAAAGAUGUACAGCACUAAAAGAAGUAAGAGAGAUUUCAAUUUUUUCCGCUGACUGGCCCAUUUAACGAUGAAGUCCGAAAAAAGGUCUAUCUCUCCCGUUUUCCACCCGUAACAUAGUCUGGUUUGCGAUUUGUGCUACUCCCUUUCCAGUUCUGGAAGGGUACUGUGGUGUGCGCAGAAUUGCUUGGCACAAGUCCUCAUGGAACUACCAUUGGCACGUUGGUUUGGCUUAUUUCAUCGGGCAUGCAUGUAUCUCAACAAAGAACUUAGUUCUUUUUGGCGAUUGCUUUUAUCGAUCACUAAGAAUGUUGCCACGGUUCAUAGCGAUCCGUAAACAAACACUGACAGCACAAGACAGAUCGCGCCAGGUUGUGAUACCCACCGCUAUAGGUCAAGAGGGCACAGGUUCGUGUCUCGGGGUCGAUUAUCCUACGGCUCGGAACCUGGCGAUUUUGGAUUUACGCCAUUGCUUUUAGGCCAGUACGACAGGCGAAAAGUGAUUUAGUUAAAAGGGGUUUUGUAACAAUAAAAAACGACAAAAUACAAGCUUUUGUAAAAAACCCAGCAACAGUUUUUUUGUACUAAAAGAACGGAGAAUACUCCUAAAAAAACUUAUCGGAACGUUAAAGUUCGGGUGCUUACAAAGGAGAACAAAGUGCUAACAAAGGCCAUUUCUGGCUGACUAGCCUUAUUUUUACAACGUAGCUGGAUAAGCAACGGGGGAUGUUUGGGGGUGGAAUUUGAUACUCGGUCCUGUCGCGUGAAACUGGCGCCUUUUAUCACAUACACCGGCCCAGUAGUUAUUAUUAUAACUUAGCUAAUAGUGUCUUCUUUUCAAACAGAAUGAAAUGCGACCUAACGAAAUAUACUGAACAACGAUAGACGCAACGGUAGACGCUUACGAAACACAGACUGCGGCAUUCCAAAUUCGUACAUGUUGUAACAUUCUUCAAAAACGAAACACGAUCAAAAACGAUGCAUUUAAGGGAUCACAAUGUCAAAAUAUUAUCGUGUACCGAUCGUCCGAACCGUCCCCCGUACCAAGGAUUGACUAUCUAUCUACGCGGAAGAUAGUCUACAUACGACCCAGCCGGUCCUAAAGCAAAAAAAAACAACUGUUUCAUCUGAUCCACGAGGCUAACCAUACUAUACUUGCAUACAAGCACGAAUGCCAAAAAAAUAUCCUGCGUUUCGUACCUCCGUCCCUAAACAAUGGACGCACUUCGUUUUUACACUGCUUUUUUCACCGCGUUUUAGCUUUGAUGCUCCUGCGUAGGUUCUGCAGACAACAAGUGCGGUACGCAUGUAUUCAAACAACCAGCAUCCGAUCAAAUGAACAAUUUCAUUAAAUGAAAAUGUUUGCACAAAUUUUCAGUUAAUUUUUAACAUAUAGUACGAAAUCUCAAAGUAAAUGCGUAUAUGAAUUUAACUUUGACACAACCACUAGUAUAAGAUCAUACAACAUUAAGCUAUUGUAGAAUAUUAGCGCCGAUGUAAACCGCUUGCAUAUAACAAAGAUCUAAUUCAAUCCCGAUAGGAAAGAUUAAAAAAAUCGGAUAUUUAAUAAAGUACUGUUUUUGAUACGGUAAAGAUAUAUUGCUUCAAACUUAUGAGUGGACAUAUGGGUGUUGCAAUUUUCGACGGUCACGAAGUAAUGAUGUGCUGUUUUGAAAAUAAAAUUAAUAAUUGUUAAAUAAAAAAAGCAUAGUGCAACAUAAACAAUCCUAAGUAUAAACACGAUAUGUUGUCCCAAAAUUUGAAGACACCCCCAUAGACGAUAGAUAAUAAAAUACCUAUUAUUUUAAGUCUCGUUAUGAUUUUCUGUGGAGAGGAUUGUUCGUUCACAAAACAAACAAAACAAAUGCCUGCUUUCCGGCAGAUACUUUAUUUGUGAGAAAAUCAAUAUAUCACCUAUGAUUGCACCUACAAACGUAAAGCUGCCCAAGAGAAUGAGCAAUGGUGUAUAAACAUAUCAUUGUUACUACAGCAAAACAAAAAAAACAGAUACUAAAUUUUAUUAAACAACUGCUGUUCUAGAGAAACGACCUUGCCUUUGUCAAGUCCACUCAUGAAUACUUCUGAGUGCUUUAUCAAUGUUAUUGCCAUGCAUUCAGAUUAAACUAAUAACCUUCUCUUUCAACUGCCAUAGAUGCGUUUAGGUAGUUGGUCGUAUACUGUCGAUUGGUACUGCGAGGAAAUAGAGCAUUUAAUAACUACUACUUGCCAUUAAAGCACGCAUCAUUCGUGAACAACUUGAUCUAAUUGCAACUAUAAUGAAUGUCCCAAUGGAUAUAUGACCUGUAUCCACAACUAUACUGUUUUUCUAAUUCCGGAAGCAAUCCACAAUAAGAAAAAAAAUAUGUUUAAUAAAGCUAAGAUGUUAAUAUAUUAAAAUAUGCGUACCAAGAAGAUAAAUAAAUGUAUAUCGUUCUAGAAAAGCCACUAUAGCAAAACAACUCACUUGCCGGGUGUAUACUAUUAAAUCACUAUACGUGUUUAACACAACACAUGAUCACUAGUGAGUAGGCUAUUUAAGCCCUAAUGUGUUGCAAAAAUGUUCUUAUCUUGUUGCACUGUGCUUGUAUUUGUUUGCUGCAUCGUACACGAUCCGAUAUGAUCAAAGUUAUGACAGACAGCUACGACGGAGAUCAUCAACUCUCGAUUGCGUGUAUCGGGAACAGUCGGUCAACAUGCCUAACCCCACUGGAUGCCACUUAUUAGUUUGUUAGAUGACCUGUCUGUAACGUAUGGUACAAAAACAAGGAAGUUAAAACAAAGAGAGUGAGGGUGACGGAAGGGCUUGGCAAUGCAUCUCUAACUAUAAGCACAACUGUACAAUAUUUAUCGCAUGAUGUGCACGGCAAUGUUCUUUCAUUAGUCUGAGAAAAGUAGCGCUCAAGUGUACAAGCAUGGCAAGCUAUGGUGUACUGAUAUUAAUGAUCGUUACAUCACUAUGUGUGAUUGUGCAAGGACGCUACAGUCACGUUUCCUGCCAGGUAGUGGAAAACAAAUGGUGCACCGUGCAGCGGUUACGAAUCACAGCCCGAACAGAUGUGCGCGGCUUAGUGUUUCCGGAUGAUCGAUACGAGAAAAUCCGCAUCGGACAGUUCUAUGAUUUCGUCAACACAGACAGCACGAUCGUAAUCUUUUCAGGCGAGUUAUUCUAUCGUAUGCGCCGCGUUCGAUACCUACAGAUGAACGGAGUUCGCAUGGUAGGACUUGAUAUGCCCGACACCGUCAUCGAACUGGAUGUGGCAGACAACUGGCUCUCCCGGGUGUACAUAGACCCAGAAAAGAGCUACACCGUACGAAAACUGAUCAUGCGCAACAAUCUUCUCACCAGUAUUACUAGCUUCAACUAUCUCAACAUGCUGGAGGAGCUAGAUCUCAGUGAAAACAUGCUCCACACGGUGAACUUUGACGUGUUUUCAUUCAUGCCUUACAUCCGACUCAUCAAUCUGGCCCGGAACCGUAUUUUCAGUACUACCGCUGGUAAUGGCGUCAUUUCACUUGGUUUCCUUGAACAAGCAAAUUUAGCAGAAAAUAUGCUAACAAAAUUGGAAGUUGGAGUAUGGCUGUUCCCUGCACUAACGACAUUAAACCUCACCGGAAAUCCUAUUAGACGUUUAUCAUUGUCCAGUCAACAGUCCUUUCCAAGAUUGAAAAACGUUUUAUUAUAGGACAAUUUGCGUUAAUGUGCAACUAUCAACGCGACCCAGUAACACUGAAAUUGGAUUAACAGACUGCUAUAAACUAAAAUAAUAAAAUUUCGUAUAACGUGCAACUAGGAAUUAUUUCCAUAACGCAAUGCUUCGCAAUACAAUCCACCGGGUAUUACAACCACCAGGUAUACAAUACCAUAAAGGUAUUUUCAAUUUUGUUAAAUUGAUAAUAUGAAUUAUGUAAUCGGCACACGAAAACAUGUAUCUUACCAACAUAUACAAUAAAACUAAUUCCACCUCAUGA
Anopheles funestus (African malaria mosquito) is the source of this 4399-nucleotide messenger RNA. Its product is annotated as leucine-rich repeats and immunoglobulin-like domains protein sma-10. Gene Ontology annotation, cellular component: extracellular matrix. The transcript is spliced from 2 exons. Lineage: Eukaryota; Metazoa; Arthropoda; Insecta; Diptera; Culicidae. The coding region runs from base 3343 to 4113 and encodes 256 amino acids. The record is from RefSeq and is a predicted model, not a curated record. Gene Ontology annotation, molecular function: protein binding.